ACUCGAAGAAAAAUUCAUUUCCUUUCUACAGUCAUGUAGAACCCAUAAACAACUCCUCCAGAUUCAUGGUCAGAUAAUUGCCCAUGGAUUUGAGGAAAAUGAGUACGUCACCCCAACGUUCUUCACGGCUUGUGCAGCACUCAAGAAGAUGGCCUAUGCCCGAAAGGCGUUCGAUCAAAUUCCUGAUCGGAGCACUGCUCUAUGGAAUGCCAUGUUUAGAGGGUAUUCACAAAAUGAUUCUUACUGGGAAGUCAUUGUGCUGUUCUUUCAAAUGAAUAGAGCCGGCGCACUGCCUAGUUGCUUCACCUUUCCCAUUGUUCUUAGAUCUUGUGGGAAGGUCAAUGCAACAACUGAAGGAGAAGAAGUUCACUGUUUUGUAAUAAAAGGAGGUUAUAAAUCAAAUCCAUUUGUGGCAACCACAUUGAUUGAUAUGUAUUCAGCUAGGGGGUCAGUUGGAGCUGCUUAUAAAGUGUUUGGUGGGAUGCUUGAUAGGAAUGUAGUUGCAUGGACUUCUAUGAUUAAUGCAUAUGUCGGUUGUCAUGACAUAGUUUCUGCACGACGCCUUUUUGACUUAGCACCAGAGCGUGAUAUCAUCUUGUGGAACACUAUGAUUUCGGGUUAUAUAGAAUUGGGUGAUAUGGCAGCAGCAAGACAAGUUUUUGAUAAUAUGCCCAACCGGGAUAUUAUGUCAUGGAACACAAUAUUGAGUGGUUAUGCGACUAAUGGGGAUGUUGAAUCCUGUGAGAAGUUGUUCAAAGAUAUGCCUCAAAGAAAUGUCUUUUCUUGGAAUGGAAUGAUUGGAGGUUAUGCUCGCAAUGGACGUUUUUCUGAAGUAUUGGAUUCUUUUAAACAGAUGCUUAUUGAAGCUGAUGUGCUUCCUAAUGAUGCAACACUUGUUACGGUGCUGUCUGCAUGUUCAAGAUUAGGAGCUCUUGAUAUGGGUAAGUGGGUGCAUAUGUAUGCAGAUGGUAUUGGUCUAACAAGAAACCAGUUUGUUGGAAAUGCUUUGAUUGACAUGUAUGCAAAAUGUGGGAAUAUAGAAAGUGCAAUUGAUGUGUUCAACACUCUGGAUAGAAAAGAUAUAAUUACAUGGAACACCAUCAUCAAUGGCCUAGCCAUACACGGGCAUGCUGUUGAUGCCUUGAGUUUGUUUGAUCGGAUGAAGAAUGCAGGAGAAAAACCAGAUGGGGUUACUUUUGUUGGAAUUUUGGCUGCCUGUACACAUAUGGGUUUAGUCCAAGAUGGGUUUUCAUACUUCCAAUCAAUGGUGGAUUGUUAUUCACUUGUCCCUCAAAUUGAGCAUUAUGGAUGUAUGGUUGAUUUACUAGGAAGAGCUGGUCUUUUAGACCAGGCUAUAGAUUUUGUGAGGAAGAUGCCAAUGAAACCAGAUUCAGUUAUAUGGGCUUCCCUACUGGGGGCAUGCAGAAUAUACAAGAAUGUUGAUUUAGCUGAAUUGGCUCUUCAACAGCUCAUUGAUCUUGAACCAAACAACCCUGCAAACUUUGUUGUGCUUUCCAACAUAUAUAAGGAUCUUGGAAGAUGGCAAGAUGUUGCACGAUUGAAGGUUGCAAUAAGAGAUACUGGGUUCAAGAAACAACCGGGAUGUAGUGUGAUAGAGGUCAAUGAUAAUGUGGUGGAAUUUUAUUCCUUAGAUGAGAGACACCCUGAUACAGAGGAUAUAUAUAGGACAUUGAGAGGAUUGACAAUGCUGUUAAGAUCAUAUGGAUAUGUUCCAAAUCUAGCAGAGAUUGGGCGUGGAACUUGAACGAUGGAAGGAGUAUCACAUGAUUGAUAGAUACUUUUAUCACCUGCGAAAUUAUGGACGAAAUUAUCUCAAAAAGCAAUUUUUUCAAGGCUCAGCAAGCAAAAGAAGAGGAAGAAAAUGAACAGUUGGUGGAAGAUUUAGAUCAGAAAUUCACUGAUUUAAUUCAGUUUAAAGCAUUAUUAUCUCUGACGGUGCGGUACCCAGGAAGGACAAACCUGAUGCUUAUGACGAACUUGUCAAAGAAUUGGUAUUGUAAAUGAGAGCUCGCCCCUCAGACAGGACAAAGACUCCUGGAGAGAUUGCUCAAGAGGAAAGAGAACGCUUAGAGCGAUUAGAGGUAUUUAUAAAUUCCUUAUGCUUGGCAAAGCUGGCUUUUAGAAAUGGAUGACUGUAACAUUUGCCAGUUUACUCUUCAAGUGAUGAAGAUGAUGAAAAUUCAGAAAAUCCGCCCAAAAAAAAAAAAAAAAAAAACAACGAACCAAAGUUGCUCUCUGGGGAUGAACUUGGUGGUUCCUUUUCUGUUAGUGAAUAAACUAUGAGCAAAAGGGGCUGGAUUGAUGAGAUUCUUGAAAGAAAAAAAUGCACAAGAUUCUGCUGGUGAGAAUGGUGAAGCUUCUGAUGAUUCUGAAAGUUCUGAUGAGGAUCCUGAUGAAUAUGAAAUCAGUCAUUUUUUGAAGGAUUGGGAACAAAGUGAUUAUGACAAAGAAUGUCAAGCCAAAUUUAGAGGAUGAAGGGGAAGAAGAUAGUGGUGAGGAAGAAGAGCGAGAGAAAAAAGCAGGACAGCAUGACUGGGGCAACGCUGUGAAGAAGCCGAAUGCUACAGUUCUUAUAAAUGCAAAGAAAAAAGAUAAUGUUGAACAUGUUAAAAAGGAUAGGGAUUACUCAGAUGCCAAGAAGAUGGAUUUCGGGGCUAAAAAAUCUUCAGCAAAGUCAGACAUUCCUUUUAUAAUUGAAGCUCCUAAGACCUUUGAAGAAUUACGUUCAUUGCUUGAUAACUGCUCAAAUUCUGACAUUAUCAUGGUUGUUAACCGAAUUCGAGCAACCAAUGCAAUCAAACUUGCUAUAGAGAACCGCAAAAAGAUGCAAGUAUGUAUCUAUGUCCUUUUCCAUUAAAAUCAUAUUAUUUGCAUGCUUGUAUAAAAUUUCUAGUUUUGUCUGAUUACUAUCAGUUAAAGUGGAAACUCUUAGAAAAUU
Molecule: messenger RNA, 2959 nt
Organism: Prosopis cineraria
Lineage: Eukaryota; Viridiplantae; Streptophyta; Magnoliopsida; Fabales; Fabaceae
Product: pentatricopeptide repeat-containing protein At1g08070, chloroplastic-like
Exons: 3
Coding region: 149-1765 (538 amino acids)
Biological process (GO): RNA modification
Molecular function (GO): protein binding; RNA binding
Source: RefSeq, a predicted model, not a curated record